Salvelinus namaycush (lake trout) is the source of this 3791-nucleotide messenger RNA. Its product is annotated as myosin light chain kinase, smooth muscle-like. The record is from RefSeq and is a predicted model, not a curated record. The transcript is spliced from 13 exons. Bases 292 to 2403 code for a protein of 703 amino acids. Gene Ontology annotation, biological process: protein phosphorylation. NCBI's taxonomy places the organism in Eukaryota, Metazoa, Chordata, Actinopteri, Salmoniformes, Salmonidae. Gene Ontology annotation, molecular function: protein kinase activity; ATP binding; protein binding.
UAGAGAGCUAGCUAGUGGCUGUAGCCAGUGUGAAAGCAAUGCCAGAUGAGGUGUGAAUUGUGAACCAAAGGGAACAUAUGAGAGUUUGACACAUCGCUUUGCAGAGAGAUGGAAAGUGAAAGAGAUAAGAGUGUGAGAGAGAAAGAAAUCAAGAAGAAAUAAAAGGAGACAGCCAAUAAGAGGAGAGGGCGAAAAAGGGGUCGUUGACAGACAGCGAAUCGGAAACCUUGUCGUGUCUGCUUAACAUUGAAUGGUUGCCUCUUCAGAUUUGGCCAUUUUCACCUGGCAAAGAUGGACAAGGCCAGCAUGGGCCCCAAGAAGACUUUCGUGUCCACUUUUCGGAUGAAUUUUAAGCCUGCCGCCCCUCAGUUUGUGUUGAAGGGGAUCAAGAAUGAGCUGGAGGACAGGGACACUGCUCAGGGGGGUAGCAGCAAGCAGGGAACCAUAUCAACAGGUCCCCUGCUGGAGUUUCUUGACCCCCAAGAGCAGCUGGAGGUGCGGGUGGGAGGGCAGGCCAGACUCCACUGUGCCUUCAGGAGCUGCAGUGUUCCUGUGGCUUCCUGCUGGAUCUACAACAGAGAGCAGGUGGUUGCAGGCAGGCCGAGGACUCGUGUAGAGAGCAGUGACACUGACAGCAGUGUGGAGAUAUCUCAGGCUUGUCCGGACGAUGCGGGUACAUACACUAUAUUGGUGCGGAAUCGCAGGGGCUUGGCUCAGCACACAGUCACCCUCAGUGUUAUCGACCGGCCUCACCCUCCGGCAUCUAGUCCCAUGGUCUCCCAGCUCUCCUCCUGCUCCCUGGUCCUGUCAUGGUCGGGGCCCAGCUACGACGGGGGCACUGCCGUCACAGGCUACGCGGUGGAGGUGAGACGAGAAGGCACUGAGAAGCCUGAGGACUGGACUGAGGUGACGACCCGUUGCAAGAACACCUCGUACCGGAUCCGCUCGGUCCUGGAGCCCCUGGGGGAGUACCGCUUUCGCGUUCGGGCCUACAAUUUGGCAGGUGUCAGUGAGCCGAGUGAGGUGUCGGACUGUGUCAAGAUGGACACCAGAGGAGAGCCAAAAGAGGAAUCCCAAUCGUAUGUGACUGUCACCAUUGACACCACGCACAAAGUCAAGGAUCAUUACAAUGUGCAUGAGAAGCUGGGAGUGGGGAAGUUUGGCCAGGUGUUCAGGCUGAGUCACAAGGAGACAGGUCAGGUGUGUGCAGGGAAGUUCUACCGGGCCCAUAGCUCCAAGGCGAAGGCUUUGGCGCGCAGGGAGAUCGAGCUAAUGAACUGUCUCCACCACCCCAAGCUGGUGCAGUGCCUCGGGGCCUAUGACACCCGCUCCGAAAUCAUCAUGGUGAUGGAGUACAUUGCCGGCGGGGAACUGUUUGAGCGCAUCGUGGACGACAACUUUGAGCACACGGAGCCUACCAGCGCACGCUACAUGCAACAGCUCCUGGAGGGCAUGCAGUACAUCCACCGGCAGAACAUUGUCCACUUGGACCUCAAGCCAGAAAACAUUGUGUGUGUGGACACCACGGGCACGCGGAUUAAGAUCAUCGACUUUGGCCUGGCAGCCAAGCUGGAGCCUGGUACUCCACUGAUGGUGAUGCAUGGGACGCCUGAUUUUGUGGCCCCUGAGGUGAUCAGCUACGAGCCGGUAGGGUUGGCCACUGACAUGUGGAGCAUCGGAGUCAUCUGUUUCAUCUUACUGAGCGGUGAGUUGCCCUUCCAAGGUAACAGUGACGCAGAGACUCUGAGCCUGGUGACGGCCGCCUGCUAUGAGUUUGACCAGGAAAGCUUCGAGGACAUCUCGGACCAGGCUAAAGACUUCAUCACCUCUCUGCUCAAGAAGGACACAAGGUGUAGGCUGUUGUGUGACGAGGCCCUGGCCCACCCCUGGAUGGCCUCUUUUACCCUUCUGGUCCGCCGGCCCACCAAGGUCCUCAAGAAGGACAAGAUUCGACGUUUCUUGGCCAAGCGCAGAUGGAAGAAAACAGGCAAGGCUGUCCUGGCACUGCAGAGGAUGGCAAACCUUACCAACGGAGCUGACUCUCCUGGCAGCCCUGGGGAGGAGGCUAGCUGGAGCCCGGCGGCAGAGCAGGCCAUCCAAACCCUGGAUCAGGAGCUGCAGAGCGAACCCCGCUUCCAGCAGGUCCUAAGGGACACCAGCCAGCCCCGUGGAUCUACCGCCCGCCUGGCCUGCCACGUCCAGGGCUAUCCCGAGCCGGAAGUGGUGUGGUUUAAGGAUGAGGAGCCUGUGGAGUCGUCGUCGCGGGUCACCGUGGAGUACGACGGCACGUGUGAGCUGGUCCUGACUGACCUGGGACCUGCCGACUCUGGGGUUUACAAGUGCAGAGCCACCAAUGACCUAGGGGAGGCGCUGUGCUCGGCCAAACUUACCGUGGAACUGUAGCCUGAAAACACAAAACAACAUCUGGAUCCCUAAUCUCCACCUAUUUCUCCAAAGUGUGCACUUUACGUUAUGGAUUUAACAAUGGCGGAAACUCCCUAGUAGCCGAUGAUAACACCAAUCCAAUGUUUUGAAUCCAUAACGGGAAGUGUGGAAGUGCACACUUUGGGAGAAGGGUGCGGAAUCGGGAUGUAGCCUACAAUCAAUGUUGGGGAAGCUACUCUGAAAAGAUAGUUUACCAAACUAUCAAUUACUUCACACUGGAAGAAGUUACGCUACAAAUUUCAAGAACCGAUCACUCGUGUUAAUAGAAUGUUUUUGUGCUUAAUAGGACAAAUUACACAAUGUGUCAAGUGAGAAUUGGACAGGUCUGAUGUCGAAAAGGAAAUUGCCUACUUCACCCAUAUUUUAGCAAAAUAAAUAGUGUGUAGUAGUUAGCUAAAUGGCAAAAAAAGUAAUUAACUGCUGAAACCACUAUUAAGAUUUUAAUUUAGCUUAACUACUACCAAGCUACUGCAAAAUAUAGUUUAAUUAGCAAUUGAACUACAGCGCAAUCUAGAAGGUGACCUUGGUCAAAAAUGUAUAAUUGUUGUGAACUGCUCUGAGGUGGAAGAACUGAACCAGUGAAAGCAAAUUCAAGGGUGUUCAUUAGGACACUGUACAGAGAGAGACCUGUUUUCAUGCCAUUUCUUUGUUGUUGCUUUUUCAGUUUUUUGACCCUGGGAUAGAUUGACCACUCAAAAUCAAAUUUAUUUAUAUAGCCCUUCGUACAUCAGCUGAUCUAGAGUGCUGUACUCAAAGUGCUGUACAGAAACCCAGCCUAAAACCCCAAACAGCAAGCAAUGCAGGUGUAGAAGCACGGUCGGUCAUGUUUCUUUCCCAUCUCCUAUGACUUCCGGUCAUUGCAAGAUGUAGGAGAGAUGAGAAGGCCACUUUAGACUUGCGAUACGGUCAUUGUUAAAAUGUCCAUGGAUGUCAAGGGUGGCUCAAAAACAAUAGAAUACACAAUGGGCUGAACUGAGGUCUAAAAAUGUAACAGUAAGGCUAAAUGUAUAGCAAGGGCAAACUAAGAAAUGACAAGUGCACAAGGAUGGGUAAAUUCACUAUUGCAUGUUGACUUUUGUCAUGACUUCCAGACAGUAAACUGUUCCUCAAUGGUGCCUCUCGCAGCUAGAAGCACAAGGAGGGUGUAGAAAGUUCAAAACACACCACUUUCCAUUCACUUUGAUUCAGUUGUGACACUUAAUUUGAUACACUAACUUUCAAUACCAGCAAAGUACAAUGCUAAACCAAACCCCUUGACUUUUCCCACAUUUUGAUACAGCACAAAUUUAAAAUGUAUUAAGUUUAUUUCUUUCAAAAUACCCCAUAAUGUUAGUGGAAUUAUGUUU